Cooperia oncophora is the source of this 660-nucleotide messenger RNA. Lineage: Eukaryota; Metazoa; Nematoda; Chromadorea; Rhabditida; Trichostrongylidae. The record is from the annotation of a GenBank genome assembly.
AUGCCAUCUGGAUCCCAACUUGGCCGUGUAGAUGCGCUGCUGGAAUCAGCGAAUGUAACCAGUAACUACUCUACAAAGGCACCAUUUUGGCUCAGUGCUUUACGAACGGAUGGUGAAAUACGACGAUCUCCACCUAAAAGUGACUACAGAAACAGAGCAGUAUCGCUGAAGAAACGAUAUCCAGCUCGCAUGUUUGCAGUGCCACGCUAUGCGGCUGGACGCCAGAUACCAUUGCUUACCCCAAGCCAACAGUUUUCACCCGUUGUGGAAAGAGAAUUGGGCCGAGUAGAAGGGACAGCGUCUAUCGCUCGCGUCAGACACCACCACCAUCUCUUAGACAAUGAAAGUCGUCAUAGACGUGGUUAUGGACGUGUGGCGUCUCGCUUUUCCACUCUUCCUCCCUAUCAAGUUGAUGUGAUAAUCGACCGGACAUACCAGAACUUUUACCAUGCACCGCCGAUACCAGCAAUCCCCGAAAGAGAAUAUACCAGUAAGUUCGUCAGUUAUUGUCCGCUUCAUCUAUUAAGAUUAUUUAACUGUAAAUUCCAGCUGUUGCCCACUCAGAAGGGCCAAAUUCUUUUCUUCUGUCUGCUACGCCUGCACCUCUGGUGCCAAGGCACAGCCCUCAUCCAGUCGCUUCUCCGAUCACCACCACCUUGA